Daktulosphaira vitifoliae (grape phylloxera) is the source of this 644-nucleotide messenger RNA. It is a transcript of the gene mRpS33, whose product is annotated as 28S ribosomal protein S33, mitochondrial. Lineage: Eukaryota; Metazoa; Arthropoda; Insecta; Hemiptera; Phylloxeridae. The record is from RefSeq and is a predicted model, not a curated record. Bases 215 to 562 code for a protein of 115 amino acids. The transcript is spliced from 3 exons. Gene Ontology annotation, cellular component: mitochondrion.
UUAAUGUUAUUUUGACUAUUACUGAUUUAUUCAAAAAAUUUGUUUUUCUCAAACUGUAACUCACCAUUAAUAAUCUGUUCUGCACUUCUUUUUCUUAUCUAUUUAAAUAAUAGCUUUUAUAUAGAUGAUAGAAUUUAAUUGUAAAAUUAAAACUGAUUCUUAAUUUUCAAUCCAUAGUAUUGAGUCAGUGUAUAAUUUAAUAAACUGUGGCAACAUGCGAUUUUUUAAGUAUACUGAAUUAACUAGUGCUACAACUCAGUACAGUUAUCGUAUGAAGAUGCUUAGUAAUAGAAUAUUUGGUGAGGUUGUUCGUCCAACUAAUGAAAAGUCAAUGAAGGUGGUUAAAAUGUUUAGUGAAGAGCCAUUGUAUAAAAAAGAAAACAUAAUCAAUUAUUAUCCUCGUCAUGUAGAAACUGGGCUUUUAAUAAAAAACCUUCGAAGAUAUGGUCUAUUUAGGGACGAACAUCAAGAUUUCAUAGAUGAAAUGAAAAGAUUAAAAGCACUUAGAGGAAAAGUUUUUGUGAAAGGAGAAAAAAAGAGAAAAACAAAGAGUAUUUUAUAAAUUUAUAUUUAUUAAUAAUGUAUUUUGAGCUUUGUUAAUUCUUAUGUAGAACAAUAAAAAUAAUUUAUAUUACAUAAAAUAA